UAACGCAUCGGUCUCACGCAUAUGCGCUCUCCCCGAACGCUGGAACAGUACUCAAUAGCGGACUAUCGUGAGCGCAUCAGUGGUCGAACCGGUGCUGCACCUGACAACAUAAAAACCUCUGACAUACGGAAGUUAACAUCAUUAUAACAAAAUACAUCAGACAGGUUCGAGCUCGGGAAAUCCUAAUUGUGGACUAUACCUGCCGGAAUCUUUUUCAUCUGGAUUUUUACUCAAUUUUUCACAUCAAGGGGAACAUAAUACGCUGACUAUUUUUUUGUUGAUCGUGCAUUUACCAUGCCGGGCACGAUGGGAACUUUCGGCCGUCUGUUCAUUAUAUGUAUGACUGUGGGAUUCACAUUAGUGAAUGUCAACUCGGUGGUUGGUGCUGAUAUAUUGAUGCCAAAUCUUCAUCCAAAACAUGAACAUUUAUUCUCAAAACUUGACGAUUAUCACUUAGUCCGACCGUAUCGGUCGACCCCGGAUGGAGAGUUUAUAAGCCACGACCUUUCAACUGAAGCCGAAGAAAACGAACUGGAUUAUAUACGUGUUAAAAGAGCAGACGAACUUCGGCGGCGGCGCAGACGACGUGACGUCGACGGCUUAAAUGAUGGCGUCGUCAAUGACGCUGAUGCCGACGUCGACUCGCAGUUUCACUUCGCAGUCGAUGCUUUUGGAGCUCAUAUGAUUUUAAAUGUAACGAGGGAUGCGCGUUUAGUAGCACCUCGGUUUAAAGUGGAACGAUACUUGGACGAUGGAACGAUGGAAUCGUUCACUCCGAGGACGAAUUGUUUCUACAAAGGCGCGGUCUCACAAUACAGCGAGUCACGGGUUGCUAUUAGCAACUGCCAGGGAAUGAGUGGGUGGAUCCAAACAGAUGACGAAGAAUACAUCAUAGAACCUCUGGAAGCCGAGGACCAAUCAGCGUACAACAUGACUGAUGGACACCUCCACGUCAUGUACAGGAGGCGGGACUUCAGGUCAGACACGGUCGGAUUGGGCGCCGCUAAUGGAGAUUCAGCAUCCUUCAGCACGAACCUCGUCAAUGACACUACUGCUGACCUACCUUUCUUCGACGACGACGAGGAAGACGAUCUCAUGGACGACCAGGAGACCGACCCAUCGACGUCGGCGCAUCGGGCAAAGCGGCGAGCGAGUCGGUAUGCGGCUGGGAGACAGAACUACGUGGAGACGAUGAUCACCGUGGACGCGGCCAUGCACUCUUUUCACGGGGAGUCGUCGGUGAACAUUUAUGUCAUCACGAUGCUUCAUAUUGUAAACACAGCGUACGAUCACCCUUCAUUGGAAGCUAACAUCCAGUUUGUUGUAGUCCGAAUCGUUCUCCUAAACAGACAACAGUCCAAAUACAUGGUAGUAGAGAACAACGCUCCGGCCAGCUUGACCAACGUGUGUCGAUGGGCCGCUACCCAGACCACGCGUGAUGACUCGGCCCCAGAGCAUCACGACCAUGCCAUCUUCAUCACCAAAGAAAACUUCGGUCCAGCCGGCUAUGCCCCUGUGACUGGUAUGUGCGCCAUUACGAGGAGCUGUUCUCUCAAUAAAGAUGAGGGUCUUUUAUCAUCCUUUGUGAUCGCUCACGAGUCUGGUCACGUUUUUGGCAUGGAGCACGACGGUCAAGGAAAUACGUGCGAAGACGACGCGACGCGAGGCUCUAUCAUGGCCCCCGUAGUCAUAUCGACCUACAUUCACUACUUCUGGUCGAAGUGUAGUCGGGGCGAGCUACAGCGGUACCUGUCUCGGUACUACUGCUUGUGGGAUGAUCCAUUCGACGGUGGAUAUCCGGAGGUUCGGCAAUAUCCCGGUCAGCGUUAUACAAUGGACGAACAAUGUCGGUUUGAUUUCGGGUACGGUUACCGCACGUGUACCGCGUUCGACGAUUACGACAAAUGCGAUCAACUGUGGUGUAUGCACUACCGCAAAAGAUAUGUAUGUCGGACUAAGAAAGGUCCGCCGUUAGACGGCACAGAAUGUGGGCCGGGGAUGUGGUGUGUGCAGGGUACAUGUAGGUAUUCGCAGAAUCAAAUAGACGGACAUUGGAACGCCUGGAGCGGAUGGUCAGAGUGCUCGUAUAGCUGCGGUAGAGGCACCCAGUACAGGACUAGACAAUGCGACAACCCAAGACCGCAAUAUGGAGGACGAGACUGUUCGGGAAAAGGCGAAGGCGUUAGGCUAUGCAACACACAGGAAUGCUCCAAUGGACCCUUCGACAAGCGAGCCGAGCAGUGUACAAACUUUUUCAGCAAUUGGAACUUCAUGAACCAGAGACACACUUGGUUACCUUACGAGAACAGAAACAGAACAUUACGUUGCCGGUUAACCUGUGUAUCAGAGGAAACCAAUGAAGUAGCGAUGUCCGACUAUAACGUGACGGACGGGACACCAGCCUCUUACGAUAACCCGGAAGAAAUCUGUGUCAAUGGAAAGAAAAUUCCGAUAGGUUGUAACGAGGUGAUAUCAUCGAAGCUUCAAUGGGAUAGGUGCGGGGUGUGCGGCGGUGACGCGUCAACCUGCAAGCGAGUCACCUUCGAUAUCAACGAUGACGCUUCCAGCAAGAAAAGAUACAAAAAGGUUUUAACACUCUCCCCGGCUUUACGAAAAUUGGAUGUAAAGAAAACAGUGGCUUCUACCCAUUUUCUAGCAUUAAAAAGCGCGGAAACGGGAAAAUAUAUAUUGAACCCCGGGAGGCGGCGCUCUGAACCGCAUGAUUUUAUCGUCGACGGUGCAAGGUUUACAUAUGAUAUCAGCGGUAGUCGUGAGAGGCUUGUUAGUAAAGGACCAAUAGGAAAGGAGCUUCAUUUGAUGGUUUACAUCACGCGAGACGACAGUACAUUAAACUACACGGCGUCUUAUUACGAAACGAUACCGUCAACGACCAUGGCGCCGACCACAGCGAUCACGACACGACCAGUGACGACCCCGCGGGAGAAUAACCAUAUCGCUCAAGUGGUUACGGAGGCCGAUCCCACCUAUGAAUGGAGAGAGAUUGGAUGGACCAAGUGCAACAGGAAGUGUGGAGGAGGUUACACCUUCUUCAGACAUCAAUGUUAUGUUGGUGGCACCGAAGAAACAGUGAAGAAGGAUAAAUGUGGCAAGGAAAGCUAUAAUCCGAAAGGGAAACGCAAGCGAUGUAAUACCCAUGAAUGCGGGACGAUCCCGGGUGCCGAGACGAACGUUGAUAUAUCCACGGAAAGGGAGACAACUACACAUAGAGAAACAACGACGGUCGUAGCCACAACACCACCUACCACUACCACACCGCCAACAACUACACCACCCACGACAACAGCACCUACCACAACAGCACCUACCACAACCCGUCCCACUACAACACAGCCCACUACCACUCAAGCAACAACCACGGAACCUACAACAACGCGCCCUACCACUACACUGCCUCCCACAACUACACCGCCUCCCACAACUACACCAGUACCAGCAAGUUAUGAAUGGAAGAUUCGAGAAUGGGAAAACUGUUCCGAAGCUUGUGGCAUCAACGGUUUCCGAAGACGAGACAUCCACUGUAUUCAGACAUUAGCUGGCGCGAGGAGCAAAGUGGACCCCUCAUUGUGCCCCUCCCCGCAACCAGUGGACCAUGAGGAGUGCAAUCGGGAGGCCUGCCCGGCUAGAUGGAUCACAGAGUCGUGGUCAGAGUGCUCGGCGAGCUGCGGUACCGGUACGAAGACACGCGCUGUGACCUGCGAGUCACUGGAUGGUGAAGGGAUGCCGGGAACGUUCCAUUGCUUCGACGAAAGACCGCCCACAUCAAAGUCAUGCUCGAUCCAAGAUUGUGACCCUGGAAGCUGUGUUGCCAUGGACUCGGUUAUCUGCAAGCGUAAGAAUUACCGUACCUACUGUAAGAUGCCACGAUACGAAGAACUUUGUUGUACCACGUGUGGCGAACAGAAGAAAUUAUUCCAACAGCAACGAGCACGUAACGCACGUCGACCACGGAACUAAACAUCAAUUGCCGGUUCAAACCAGGGGCACUUCACUUCACAUGCGGGGGAUCGUAGCGACUUAGCAGCGAAACGGCUGUGAGGAGUGGGGGUACACCCUACCCUAGUCCCGAAAAAAAAAUGUUUUGUACCUUUGCAGUAUUACCAAAAAAAGGCAUUUUUAUCAAUAUCUCUUGAUUGGCAAUUUCCUUAAUUUGGGGAAAGAGAGGGGGAGAAACCAUCCCUCAUUGAACAUUUCCUAAUGAAUGUGUCUCCCCCUCCCCUGUAUCACCGCCCCUGGUUCGAACUCUGGCAUAAACACUGGAAGAUGUCAUAUUUUUUAUGAUACAGUGACUGGACGAUAUACUUGGAUGUAUUUAUUGUACGAAUCAUUAUGGGGAGUUCUCAAAUUCCGGAAUAGAUGAUUAUAAGUAUUAUUAGAUCAUAUGAGUACAAUGAAUUUUGAUGGUACUUAAAGCUUGUUGAUUUAUGGCGAUGACUGUGAAUACAUGUACUUACAGUAAAACAAUGGUUAUGUGUAGAUAAUAAAAAUCAAUUUUGCAAGAAUGUAAAAACAGAGAGUGAGUAAGAGAGAGAGAGAGAGAGAGAGAGAGAGAGAGAGAGAGAGAGCAGGGAAUGAAAUGUGAGAGAAAAAGAGAGACAUUGAGAAAUUGCGAGGAUUGCGAGGAAAACGUGAUGAAGUGAAAGAGAAAGAGAGAGGGAGAGAGUGUGUGCUAGAGAUAGGAAAAAUGAUACAAAAUAAAAGACAUAUUAAAGUGUAAAAUACUCGUUACCCUUAUAUCAUUGGAUCAUAAAGUUAAUACAUUUAGAAAUCUAACAUAAAAAAAACGGGGAAUAUCGGAAUAUGUUUACAUGGAGGAAAAUGUGCACAUCAUCUAUUUUGUUUAUAUGUCAAAUCUUGUUCUUUUUAUAUCGUCGGGAUGGAAUUUGAAUGCUGUAACAUAGAACUCUCAAAUUUGCUAUGCCUUUUAUGUCUGCAUUUCAAUCUUGUGUAGUCGGCCCACGUCUUACUUUUCCUUAUUUUCAGGGAAAUUGUUUGCUUCUUUCAUUGAAAUUCACUUCUAGUGUAUAUAUGUACAUACAUGUAUAUAAUUAUUCUAAAGAAGCCUAUCGGUUUUCAUGUACUUAAAAUAUGAGACUCCUGUGGUGCUCUGUUUUUUAUCAUGGUCAUGUGUGUGGUUUAGUAUGUGUACCUUUAGUUGCCUCAUUUAAUAUCACUCGGGUUUUUUAAAUCAGGUCGAUUUAAGGGUUUGCAACAGUAAAGCCUUUUCUUAUCAUCUGCCUAUUUAAAAAAAGUAAUGAGCCAUUAUUGUAAUUUAACCAGAUUUAAACUUAAUAAAAUGCCUUGAUACAAAAUUAUUUCAUUCACUCAUGAGGAAUAAAUGUAUGUCAAUAGUCAGAAUUCAAAUUGCAUAUACAUUUAUCAUGUGUUGCUAGGUAGGGCAAGCCUCAAUUUUUUUCCUACCUAGCAACAACUUAUUUGAGCAAUUUGAAUUCAGACUAUUGAAAUAUAUUUAUUUGUAAAAGGCGAAUGAAAUAAGGCACUUUUCAAAAGCAUAUGCAUUAAAUUUGGUUACAUUACAAAAAUGGUCCAUUACAUGAGAUUCAAGUAAACUAUGUCAAUUGACCUCUAAGCAUGCUGAACAGUUGUAGUGCCUUUUCAAGGGAUUUGAACCCGUACCUUAUUAUCAAGUCUGGUGACUAAUACGCAAAAGACCACAAAACCUGUAUGUGAUCUUCAAAAAUGAUAAAGUCAAAUUUCCAGAUCGGAUUCAGAAGAAUUUGCGGGUAACCCUGCCAGCACGAUUUACAGUUGAAGGUUCGUGGCUGGGAUUUGAGCCCUGAAUCCCAUGAUCCAUAGUCAGAUCAAAGUAAUGACCAAUUUUCUUAAUUCUUUUUGUAUGCAUAUCCGUGUAGUGUAAAUUACAAACUUUUCUGGUGCUGGAAUGGAUGUUAUAUAUUUAUUAUGAGAUUACUGAAUAUUCUUCAUAUUACCAGAGAAAUCUAUUUUAUAGCUCGUUCUAGAGCAUGUAUUUGUAUCUCGUGCGUUAAUUUUACUUCGCCUAAAACAUCUUACUCUGCUAUAGAUAACAAAGCCAGGAAAAGUAAAUGCUCCGGCAAUAAUAAUACAAAAGUCCUGCCUUGUGAUAUGUGCUAUGCCUUAUAUGCAUGCAACCAUCCUUUUGUACUAGAAAAUGUAAAUAAAGACAAUGCUAUUACAUGUA
Messenger RNA from Strongylocentrotus purpuratus (purple sea urchin), 6199 nucleotides. RefSeq names its product A disintegrin and metalloproteinase with thrombospondin motifs 3. Gene Ontology annotation, cellular component: extracellular matrix. Gene Ontology annotation, molecular function: metalloendopeptidase activity. The coding region runs from base 295 to 3975 and encodes 1226 amino acids. Lineage: Eukaryota; Metazoa; Echinodermata; Echinoidea; Camarodonta; Strongylocentrotidae. The record is from RefSeq and is a predicted model, not a curated record. The transcript is spliced from 23 exons. Gene Ontology annotation, biological process: proteolysis; extracellular matrix organization.